AGUCCAUAUAAGCGAGCCAGGUGAGGCCAGGCCAGGCCAGGCCGUCUGGAACCAUCCGAUGGUGGUACGGGAGGGGGAGGGGGUGGGGGUGGAGGCACGAACUCGCGGGGCGAGAGCAGGAGUUGACAAACUGGCCGCAUUCGGGGCUUGAGGCCGCAGCGUUCAAACGCCGUUGACAAAAAGUCAAGUACAAGACAGCACGACGCCUCGUCCCUCCCCCUGCCCUCCUCCUCCUCCUCUCGAGGCGCUCCAGCGAGCUCGGUGCAGUGAUUGGCGGGCUACGUCCUCUUCGGGCACUUGGACUCCACCGACUGUGCCAAAGGCAUUCCAUGUUUGGCAGGGCGACUCAUGCGCUCCCGCACUCAGGAGGCUCCGUGUCGGCUGAAAUGGCGCCAGGCCUGCUCUACGUGCUCCCGCAUGUGACUCGCUCAUCUGGCUCACGAGUCCUUCAGCGCUUUCUCUGCGCUCUCGUUUCCUGAACCGGGUUCGGGGCCGCAUCCUUGACUGCUGCUAGCCGGCCUCGACUGAUCCACCUGCGCACGAUCCAGUGUGCUGCUGCAGAGGCAGCACGGGUUCAUGGCCCUUCCUUGCCUUCCACGACUCGCUGCUCUCGGUGCUCACUCCUUUUCCCUGCCCAGUGCCCGGCUGCGAGGUCGGAUCCGACAUGCCUUCAGCUAAUGGCGGAACUACUUGUGUCCUUUUCGGGAGGUGACAUUCUCCGGAAUGCUUAUUCUAUGUUCAGGUAGGCCUGGAUCGGGCUCAUUCUUCCGCCGGAUCCACGCACUCGACAGGCGUCGGCCAUGAGUUGGACGGCAGAAUUCCACAGGCCAGGGCUGCUCGCAGUACGUUCGUACAAUGUACCGACGAAUCUCCGGCCUCUGCAGCUUCAUUUUGGAUCCGAUCUCGAAUUGUGGAUCUCCUGGUUGUCCUCGACGCUCGCGGUGGGUCAAGAUCGGGUUCAGGUGCUCGGAGAAUCAAGUUUAUCGGAAGGUCAUCUCGGCGUCGAGCUUACGAGUCCGCUUCUGGCUGGUUGUGUGCGUGCAAUUCUCGGCGACAUAUCCUCAGAUCUAGACUCUUUUCCGCGAGUUGUGCGACCCUGCGGAGUCAUCUGCACCUUAAGACUGAGAAGCCGGAGGUACCGAUUCCGUAAUGUCUCCUGAAGAUGUGCUCCGUCUCCGAAAUGCGCACAGAGUGCGCACAACCUUUUCGCACACGCCUCCGCGAGCGUGAGUUCGAGAAUCACGUUCGUGCCCUCGCAUUCUCCAGGACGGGAGUUAAAGCGAUUAUGAAUAGCCGUAACCUCGAGGUGUAAAAAGUGCAGCAGCUCGAGCGGAUUGACUGCCUGUCUACGGAGGAAGUCUUGCCGGCCGGCCAGCGGCCGCGAUGAAACGCAUGGAAAGCAAAGCCUGUUCGCUCGCUCGAAGAAGUCCUUGACCAUGGAGUGUGGGAGGAGCUUGAGACCUUUCCAUCUCCGGAGGCUCUUCACUGAUGCCCGAGGUCCGAGCAGGGCAGUGCAGGCCGAACGUGAUGGUCGUGAGAUCCACAGAUUAAGGAAAAUUUUUGCAUCUUCUACAUUCACUACUCCCAUGGAGAGGUACUACACGGCUGAUGAUCGAUGUAACUUGCCGUGCUAGCUUUCUCUACAGCAGUUGGAGAUCUACCUUGUCAGCGUUCCAUCGUAAAAUUGCGCUAUAUGCUGCAGCAGAACCUAUCGACGAUGAGCUGCUCUCCGAUGACAUCGAUAUGCUGGAGCGCCGCGUUCAUCGAGAUUUCGCUGAAGCGCUCAUCGUCUUAGCUGGUGAGCGAUCUUUCCCUCACACUGGAGAUGCUCAUCUGCUGCCAUCUCCAGCGCGUCGAUCAGACGAGCGAAUUCUGAAGAGCCUUCGGAGGAGAAAGCAACCUCACAGAGAGUCACAUCGCCACUUCUCAGCGGUAGAUCCAGUUGUUACAAAUCUGCAAAUCAGAGCACGCGGAUCCUAGACUCCUCAGUUACCAGGAGUUUCGUUCGUUGCUCCCUUAGGCCGCCAAGCGAGUCACGAGCCAAAUACUUGCAUCGAGGCGGCACUGAGUUUGAAUACUGGACGAAAGUCACGCUGUUUCGAAUCCACUGAUGGCGUCAAUUUAUAUGGUCAAAGCCACAGGUCAGUUCCCGAGGAAACGCUUUCAUCCUCCAAGAAGCAGGGAUCCUGAAAGGAACACAUCCCGAAGUAUCGAAUGCAGAAAACCUCGGUCUCUUUCACACAGCAUUCCGCUAGAUGGAACCGGGAAUCGAGAGCAGGAACGUCACCAUUUUUGUGUUCAUCGACAAAAAAACCUCCAAAUACUGUCGAGUUUUAGCGAAAAUUCCAAUUUCUACCGUCGAACACAGAUAGUCUUUACCUCAAUUGCAGCUGGAAGCCGAGAUUCGCAAAUUGAAGCGUCAUGUGGAUUGCUGCGUCCUUUCAUCCUCAGCAAUCCACUAUCAGGCCUGAUGACGACGGUUCGAAUGGGGAUGUUCAAGUUUACUCCAGUUCAUCUAUCAUCGAUAGUCGCCAAUCGCCAGCUCCACGCCGAAGAUUCACCAAGUGGGUGUCAUUCGAGGUCGAAAUGUUUGAUCCAGAAAUGAGCAACAUCAGUUAACUUGUCUGUCCUCCAGAUUAUCCCAAGGUGAUGCACCUCCAGAAGAAACAUGUUCGCUGGGUGAGCAUGUCUGAGAAGAUGGAUGCCAACGGGGUUUCCUCGCCUUAAAGUGUAUGAAAGGGAAAUGGUAGGUAAGAGAAAGCCGUCGCCGUCAAGCAGGGAUACCGAAUCGGAAGGCAUUGAACUGACAUUGUCUGGAAGUCGCUCCAGACAAUGUCAGCUCAAUGUCUUCGACUUGGAAAAAUGUGAGGAAUAAUGCAACUCCGAGUUCCAACAGCCUACCUCGAGUAGACCUGAGAAACAGGUCUGCUCGAGGUAGGCUGUCGGUGUCAGUGCCGAAUUGGGGCACGAGUGCAUGCGCACGCGCUUGUGCAUGACUAUUUUGUCCAUACAUGAUUUGCCCACAUGCUUUGUGGAUUAUGAUCUCCAGGAGCUCAUAAGAGAGUCAAUCGAGCGGGCAAUUAUUUUGUCAAUGUACAGAAUUGGCAACGAGCUCUGCACACUUCGGAUUUCACAAUUCUGUGGCUAUGGCCACAUCUCCCUGGCUUGAGGGUUUGAUUUCGUGGAGCUGAAAGAACUUAGAUUGAUACCGCUCGGCUUCGAUGAAGGCAACGCCCUGAGUAUCGGAGAUCUCGAACUCUUGUGCCUACUUGUAUAUUAUCCAGCAAAAUGAGCUUGGUUCUGGAAGGGUUUUAGUGUGGAUCCCAAGGUGAAGGAAGGGUUUAGAGCAGCACGAUCUCGCUGAAGUUAAAUCUAAGCCACGGUGUUUCCAAGUGCUUCCCGGUGCAUUCUGGAGGCACGAACGGGGUAAUUAUCAAGUUUGUCUGGCAUGCUCCACUGACAAGAUCAUCGAGUUUGUCCCGUUGUGAAAGAUGCUCAGGAGGCUGAGCAUGACUUCCUGAUCAUGCUAAUCGUGCAUACACUGCAAGUCCUUGAGCUAUGAUGUUUCCUACGAAUCCGGAGUAUGACUUUUGCGUCUGGACUCGAUGUCAGGGCUCCCACAGAGCUCUUACCAGUGCUCGAAACCGAACUAAUGUGAAAUCAUGAAGGUUUCAGAUCGAGAUUGUGAAGGUCGAAGUUUGACUAAGUUCGAGCGACGAUGAACUUCGAUUCUGAAUGUGAAGAAUCGGUGAUCAUCUUCAAAAAGCUAUGAGGAAAGUGAAGGACGAAGAGACGCUUUCUCACACCAAGUCUCUGUGAUCUCGAUAACUCUCAGUAGAGUCUAGAAAACUUGAGAUCAAUAUUUCUUUCCGCCAUGUCAAGUCCGUGCUGGGAUAGAAGAUAUUUCGAAGUAAGUGCAUCAGCUUCGAGGAAGUACACACGCUUUUGGCUUGCGGGCGGGUCGCGUCACGCCCAUUGAGCAACUCGAUCUGCGGCAUAUAUUUUCUGUAAUUGUUGAACAAAUGUGUUUCAUCCGGGCAAUCUCGAACCGAGCUUUUCACGCAUUCAUUGAGACCCUCGAACAGGACGAAUCUUCAUCAUGUCCAGUCGCAAAAGCAUGCCCAUCCAUCUAGUGAAACAAUGAAGUUCAUGCUCUCCGUCAUUGAGUCGAUUGACUGGAACAAUUCUGAUACACACAGACCCUCGAAGUACGACUCGAUCCCAAGUCGUCGAUCGCAUAAACAGCCUACAGAAUCACGUAAUUCCAUCCGAACCCCUCGCAACUCGCAGGCAGAACGAGUCGUCGGUCUGUGAGAGUGCUUCCACUCUUCCCCUCACAGACGCCAAGCACAAGUGGCAGAGUGCAUGGAGCAGAGCCGCCGGCAAACACCGAGCUGGGCUUCGGGUAAUCGCUCGAACAUUGAGUAAUAAUUCUUGUCCGGCUACUUGUCGAAAUCCUCGAAGACAGAAGAACAUAAGCUGUCUUUCGUAGGAGCAAGUGGCUUUCGUCAGGGCGUUUGUGGCUUCGGCAAGCUCGCAGCUUUUGGUGGGCUCCAUAGCCACGGAGCCGAUGCUUGUGCCAAGUAAGCGCGUGCCACCGCCAGUCGAACCCGAGUUAAGCUUUGGGGUCCUGCUGCUUCCUUCGCUGCGGCUGCGGUUGUAGGCCCAGCCGGUCGAUCGUGGCGUGGAUUUUCGUCGAUGGAGAGGCCUGAUAAGGACAGGGCUCAGCCCGAUCUGCGAAAUCACGUGCAAUCGCUCGCGGAUUCGUUGGGGUUGACCGAUCCGGCGCACGCUUCCGAUCGCACUUACCAGUCGCUUGCUCUCGGGAGGCUGAUCCGCUGCCAUUGUGGAGGGGACGAGGCGUUGGUCCGCAGGUGGGCAGUCCGAGUUUGGUUUGGAUGGAUAACUCCGGAAAUUAAUGGUGCAGGUCACCGGCCUUCGUUCUCACGUUUUGUGAGACCCUGCGGGCCCUUGUGGUGCAUCGACAUCUGAUGCACAAUUGAGUUGAAAUCGGUGGUGGAGUCAACUCUUUACAGCAAAAUCUCAGUCUGCGCUGAACUGCUCGUGCAGCUUGCAUUGCGUUGCGUUGCGUUGGCUUACAACGCCCCUGAAAUCAGCCAGGUGAGAUAGCACCUUGCUGCUCUUCUCUGACCUCGUCACAUCCCAUCCCGUCCCAUGUUCUGUUUUUCAAUCAUUCCAUCACAUCAAACAGAAAUGUCACUUUUAGACUCCAUGUUUCCGGAUCGAUUCAUCACAUCGCUGUACGAUGUUCUCCUUCCGUAGAGUCGGUCCGGGGAACUUGAGAGGAUCAUUUCAUCGAUCCGAGUUCAUCGUUCAACUUUAAAUUGACCCCCUCAAUCUAUCGAGUGUUGGUCUCGCUGUCACUCUCGGAAGCGUGCUAUUAAAUGAAUUAUCCGCACGAAUUGAGGAAGUUGUUUGAGAUCAGGAGACAGAGACGUUGACAGGAAACUGCGUGACGGCUCGACGUGGUCGUGGCCGAUUCUCCGACCUCCCGAGCGCAAUGCUUCUGUACGAGUCGUACAGCGACUGUACUGUGUACGAACGCACACGGCCGUCCACUCCCUUCGCGGUUCUGGUCCUUGAGCUUCACUCGGAAAGGAGGCGCGAAGUCCUCGUUCAUGAUUCUUCCGUCUGGGAUCAGUAAAUGGCGCCUCCCUCCCUCUCUCCCUCCCUCCAUCGUUCGAUCCCUCGCAGUACGGAGCCGUGCGAGCCUCGUCGAUUCCUUUCCACGCCGUCGCAUCUUUCUUCGUGUCGCUCGUCCAUUCUAUCCAUCUCGUCGCCGUCGAUUGUGACCCAGCGGGCGGUCUCGGUAAAGCUGUACCCGUCGACACUGUUGUCAUGCGCAGUGAAUUCUGGAAGCUCGGAUCGUCCGAUGCUCUGCAAUUGCAGCGAGGGUUUCCGUUCUCGGCGAAGCUUCACAACGCUGAGGAUCUUGACUCUGUAGUUCACUUUACUCUCGGACGCUCAGGGCUGGCUCUCGUACUCGAGCUCUUGUACUGAAUAUCGAGUGGUCGUUUGAUUGGCAGGGAAAUUGGGGAAUCCCACUCGCGGGCUACGGAAGCAGACUGAAAACAUGCCUUUGAAAGUUCUCGUAGUUGGAGCGAGCAGAGGGGUCGGUCUUCAGGUAACGAGAGCUCUGGUCGAAGGAGGGGACAAAUUCGAAGUGUUUGCUCUUGUACGCAGUCAGGAGAAAGCCAGCAAGGCCCUAGGUUCUUAUGCAUCAAGAGUGAAAUUCAUUCAUGGAGACAUCACCAAGAAGGAGUCCUUGAUUCUAGCUUGUCAGGGCAUGGAUGCCGUUGUCUGCGGCGUUGGUGCCCAAUCAGGGUGGAGGUUACCAGGAUGGAAUCAGUAUACUCCAAAGUAUGUAGAUUACAUCGGUGUGCAAUAUCUUGUCCAAGCAGCUGUUCAUAAUCGGGUUCAGAAGUUUGUCUACGUCUCUUCACUGGGCGUGACAAGGCCAUGGCUGCCUAUAGUCUUCUGUUUGAAUGCUCUGUACGGGCGAGUCUUACACUGGAAAAGCCUUGCAGAGAAAUCACUACGAGACGCGUAUAGACAACACGAUGAUCUCGCAUACUAUAUCGUAAGACCUGGAGGUCUGAAUGACAAGGAAGGUGACCAUCAUGGGAUCAUCUUUGACCAAGGGGAUACUUCGCUUGGAAGCAUAACACGUCGGGACGUGGCAACUGUUUGCGUAGCUUGCGUCAGCGAAGAAUCGCCUCCAAACGUCACUUUUGAGAUCAUAAAUGAUAUGCAAAAUCCUGCUGGAGAUUUGAAGGGUAUAUCCACAUUAGUACCCGAUAGUUUUCAUUUUUCUCCAAGUCGAGGGAGAUGAAAAUUCUAUAAAAUCUGACUUGAAACGAAAGUGUGUAGCAUUUUGUACAAAUUAGAGUAGCUCAUAUGUGUAUGUUACAGCUCCUUUGCAGACAGUAGAAUCAGCUGGGAAGCCAAUUGAGGAUGAUUCAAUAUUCUUGUGUGUAACUCAUUCACUGUCAUCAUUCUCGAAAAUGGAAUUGCCUCAUUCAAUGCACCAGGUUGCGUUUUCACGAAAUUCCUUGUCAAGCAGGAAUUGGGCAUUCAUAGCGUUCAUCGCUAUCUAUGUAACACAAGGUACCUUGAUCGGUCCACAUGCCUCAGGACUUGAAAUUGUGCAUACUUAUAGCUCGUCUGUUUUCAGAGAGUUCCUGGUCUAAGAUGUUGGGUGGAAGAUGCGCGGCAGCUUUUCAUUACCCGAAAAAAAGUAAUUGGGAAUACGUAGACGUUCUUAGACUUGACUAUGGAUGUGGAACUGGUUUGUGCUUGCUGGUGGAGUGAUGUAUUUACAACUUUAGAAACUCAUCAUCUGUGAGGAGCGAAGAAACACACAUUUGCUGCACUUUAUGAUUCCAUGUCCGCAUCAGCUAUGCCAGGCUCCCACUCCUUUAACCACGUCACCGACGUGUUUCGAUACGCAUGGUAUAUCAUACUUCACCGUGGGUGCUGGAAGUAUCAGAUUCAGCUGAGCACGGACGCUGCAAGUUGCUAAAGUUGCGGCUUCACUGAAACAUGUAACAAC
Marchantia polymorpha subsp. ruderalis is the source of this 7573-nucleotide messenger RNA. Lineage: Eukaryota; Viridiplantae; Streptophyta; Marchantiopsida; Marchantiales; Marchantiaceae. The record is from the annotation of a GenBank genome assembly.